Teleopsis dalmanni is the source of this 1241-nucleotide messenger RNA. RefSeq names its product odorant receptor 49a-like. Gene Ontology annotation, molecular function: olfactory receptor activity; odorant binding. Gene Ontology annotation, biological process: detection of chemical stimulus involved in sensory perception of smell; sensory perception of smell. Lineage: Eukaryota; Metazoa; Arthropoda; Insecta; Diptera; Diopsidae. The transcript has 5 exons. The record is from RefSeq and is a predicted model, not a curated record. Gene Ontology annotation, cellular component: plasma membrane. The coding region runs from base 1 to 1194 and encodes 397 amino acids.
AUGGAUUUUGUUGAAAAACUUUUCUGGACUCCAAAUUUUAUUUAUAAAAUGGUUGGAUACGAUUUUCUUCAAACCCGAAAACCUAAGAGGAUCAAAUAUAUAAUGAAUACAUUUAUAUUCUGUGCGGUUAUCUGUCAUUUUUUUUGCAAAUAUAUAAUGUUUAAGUAUAUGUUCGAGAAAGCUCGAGCAUUGGAAAUUUUGAGUGCAUUACGUAUUGCGAUUUUUGCCUCAUAUGCAGUUGACUCCAAUAUAAAAUUUCUGGCCUUUAUAAUCAAUCGCAAACGUAUGCGCAAAAUACAUUUCAUACUCUCCAAAAUCUAUCCUAAGUCUCAGGAGGAACAAAACAUUUAUGCCGUCUACGAAAACAAUCGUUCACCUAUAAUACGCGUUACUCUGCAGAUCUUUUAUAUUUCCUGCUUUUUGGUAAUAAUAGGGCCGAUAAUUGAGACUGCCUGCAAAUUUUUGUACCAAUUAGUAACGUUGGGUUUUAGUAAUGCCAGCUUGGAUUACUCUAAACCAAUGCCAAUGGAGUAUGAUUUUGAUUUUCGUAGUGCUGCGUUGUACUUACCCAUAUAUGCGAUUGAGGCUUUGAAUGUGCACUUCACAACGGUUACCAAUAUAGGCACGGAUCUGUGGUUGAUAAGCUACGUCAUGCAAGUGUGUAUGCAUUUGAAGUUUAUUUGUCGUAUGUUGGAGAAAUAUGAACCCGAGCGCAAUAACGAAAAAAUGGAUUGUGCUUUCUUGGGGUCACUCAUCAAAAAACAUCAACUUAUGUUGUACAUAUCUAAUCAACUAAAGGACAUCUUUGGUAUAUCAUUGGCAUUCAAUUUGAUAUCUACGACCACAGUACUUUGUGGAAUUGCAGGAUAUUUAUCCAUCACAUUAGAUUUAAGUCUGGAGUUUUGUUUUUUAAUUGGUUUCCUGUUAACCGUAUCAGCUCAGUUCUUUUUGGUUUGUUUCUAUGGUCAGCAGUUGAAAGAUUUGAGUGAGCAGAUAGCCUUGGCAGCAUAUAAGAAUGCCUGGUACAACGGUUCCAAAGCAUACAACAAUAUGAUAUGGAUUAUCAUGAUGCGAGCCCAAAAACCUGCUGAAUUAUAUGCAAAAGGAUUCCAAUCCAUUUGUUUGGACACUUUUAAAACUAGUAUGGGUAUGACUUAUCGAGUCUUUGCUCUUCUACGUCACUUGCUUAAAUGAAAUAAUAACAUUAUUGAUGAUCGCUUACAGUGGAAGAGCAAAGUUAA